This is a messenger RNA of Nerophis lumbriciformis (worm pipefish), 3688 nucleotides long. RefSeq names its product dual specificity phosphatase 10 (gene dusp10). Gene Ontology annotation, cellular component: cytoplasm; cytosol. Gene Ontology annotation, molecular function: protein tyrosine/threonine phosphatase activity; MAP kinase tyrosine/serine/threonine phosphatase activity; MAP kinase tyrosine phosphatase activity. NCBI's taxonomy places the organism in Eukaryota, Metazoa, Chordata, Actinopteri, Syngnathiformes, Syngnathidae. Gene Ontology annotation, biological process: negative regulation of JUN kinase activity; peptidyl-tyrosine dephosphorylation. The record is from RefSeq and is a predicted model, not a curated record.
UCCAUCCAUCUAUUUUCUACCGCUUGUCCCUUCACAUUUUUAAUUGUAUUUUUAUUCAUACUUUUUAAUUCUACAUAAAUAUUUUAUUCUUACACAUUUUUUUUUGUACUUUUUCUCUUUUGCAAGAAUAUUUUUAUAGGUGAGGGAACAUUUUUAAAUAUCUCAUUGUCAAAGAAUGGGAAAAUGGUUAAUAUUAAUAAUAAAAAACAAAAACAAUAAUAGUCAAUAUUUAAGAAUAAUUCCCACAGUAAAAAAUAUUUGUCAAUUUAAUUUAUUCAGUUCCACAUCUUAUAGUUUCCUUGAUGAAAAAAAAAAGAACUAUUAUAACAAGCCUUCAUAGAGCCAUAAAUCCCAUCUCUAAUAUUAAUUAAUUGAUGUUUUAUACCGCUUAUCCUCAUUAGGGUCACGGCAGUUGAAAGCUGGAGCCUAUCCCACACGCGACGCAAAUUAAUGACCCAAAUCAGCGCGCGAAUGCACCGCGUCUUCCUUUUUCCCAACCGACGAAGCGGCACGUGAACGCCCCGCGUCUUUCAUCGCGUAGUUUCUGCUGACGUGGCUUCUGAUUGGCUGCUUGUGACAUCAUCGCACUUGCGGCUGAAGGCAGUUUGAAGCCGCGGUUUUGAAGCGACACUCCCAUCCUCCUCCCCUCCCUGGCUCCGAACCAGACGUCCCGGCUUAAAUCCCUCCCACGGCGGGGCGGGACGUCACUGUACCAAAAAAAAAAAAAAAAAAAAAUCCUGUUUAAUAUUAAUGAAGUCGCGAAUUGGCUCCGACUCGCGUCAGUCCCGCUGUGCGACUUCUAUAAGCUGGCUCACUUCCUUCAACAUUAUUAUUCCUGGGCAACGCUGGUUGGCACAAAAAAAAAAAAAAAAAAAAAGUAUCCCAAAAAUGUUGCCGAUCCUCCGUACGUGCACCGAGUGAAUGGAGGCACCCUCGUCGCCGGGAGGAGAUCCUGCAUUACCGGGCCAAAGACAGCAACACACACCGAGCGGCGUGUUGAGUUCUCCGUAAACGUCCAGCCCUCGGCCUCCCCAUGCCUCCAUCUCCUCUCGACGACAGAAUUGUGGUGGCGCUGCCAAGGCCGAUCCGACCUCAGGAACUCCAACUGCGACUGGACACCAGCUACCUGGACUCCAUCGCCUCCACCAGCAGCGACGAGACGGUCAUUAGCACCACGGUGGUGAAGAUCCGGGCGACGGCUAAUCUUGUGACGUAUAUGCCCUCAUCCAAGGGCUCCACGCGCUCCUUGUCGUGCGGAUGCAGCAGUGCCAGCUGCUGCUCGGUCACCACCUACGAGAAGGACAGCCCGAACCUGAACCACGGUCAGGUGAGCGCCAGCAGCCCCAACCUCAGCUAUGCCGGACCCCCCAUGCUCAGCAACCACGAAGCAUUAAGCGCCACCAGCUUCGCCCCGGGCGCCGCCUCCUCCCUGAGACUCAUCCACCCCAAUGAGCUGGCCAAGCGGAUGACCUGCUGCCCCAUGGGCCACCCCGUCGGGCCCGUGCCGGUCAUCAUCGACUGCCGCGCCUUCACGGAGUACAACAAGAGCCACAUCCGGGGGGCGGCGCACAUCAACUGCUCCGACAAGAUCAGCCGGCGGCGGCUGCAGCAGGGAAAGAUCACCGUCUUGGACCUCAUCUCCUGCCGGGAGGGCAAGGACUCGCUUAAGGGCAUCUUCUCCAAAGAUAUCGUGGUCUACGACGAGAGCACCGCGGAUCCCAACCGGCUGGGGCCCUCGCAGCCCCUUCACGUGGUCCUGGAGUCGCUGAGGAGGGAGGGCAAGGACCCCGUCAUUCUCAAAGGAGGCCUUAGCUGCUUCAGGCAGAGCCACGAGAACCUGUGUGAACACUCGCUGCACCUUCACGACACCUUGGACUCGGGCGCAGCUGCCGGCCUCUCGGGGACGCUACCUCACACCCUGCCCUCCACCCCGGACAUCGAGAACGCCGACGUGACGCCCGUCUUGCCCUUCCUCUAUCUGGGCAAUGAGCGCGACGCUCAGGACGUCAACUUGCUGCAGCGGCUGAACGUGGGCUUCAUUCUCAACGUGACCACCCACCUGCCGCUCUACCAUUACGACACGGGCCUGUUCAUCUACAAGCGCCUGCCCGCCACCGACAGCAACAAGCAGAACCUCCGCCAGUACUUUGAGGAGGCUUUUGAAUUCAUCGAGGAAGCCCACCAAGCUGGUAUGGGCCUUCUGAUCCACUGCCAGGCCGGCGUGUCUCGCUCCGCCACCAUCGUCAUUGCCUACUUGAUGAAGCACACCUGGAUGACCAUGACGGACGCCUACAAGUUCGUUAAGACCAGGAGGCCCGUCAUCUCCCCCAACCUCAACUUCAUGGGCCAACUGCUGGAGUUUGAGGAGGACCUCAACAACGGGAUCACGCCGCGGAUCCUCACGCCAAAGCUCAUAGGUGUGGAGACCGUCGUCUGAAAGCACCCAGCGACGACGCUCACUCGGGUAUCCGGUUCGCAAUGUGAGUACGCCGCCAUUUUCUUCUCCCAUCUCCCCGCCCGGGCUUGUCUCGGACUCUCUGGAGUGCCAAAGCUGCGCGGGUCAGCACUCGCCAAAAAAAGAAAAGAAAAAAGAAGUCCCUUCUGUUUGGAAACCGGAGAUGUCGGGACAGACGGACAGAGAAUAUGCUUGGGAUGUGCGGAUAGAAGAUGUGACUGGAGAAACUCCGCUUCACACUGUGGCUCGCGUGAUGGCGGGAAUGCACCCCCCCAUGAAAAAUAAACAGUUGAAGACAUGUCUGGUGUGUUAAUGUUCUAUUUUUAUACGGGGGUGACCAUUACAAGCCCACAAUGGCUUUUACUGUGCAAUAAUUUCAACAUGGAAUGCAACCUUAUAUCUUCUCUGUAUAUAUUGGUAGUGAUUAAGAAACAUUUCCAUCUGAAUAUUGGUGUAUUGUAAUUAAUUCUGUUUAUUAUUAUUAUUAUUAUUAGGGAUGGGCUUUUUUGACUACAUUUCCUCGAUCCACUAGAAAAAAAUUAUUCUGAGCGAAUAGGUGAAUAUCUGACUGUUCUGAACUCCCGUUUCCGUGCAAGUGUGUACUAAGAAAAGUGUUUUCCAACCUUUACGUGAAAAAAAAUAAAUCACGAUUCAUGCGAUGACUAUUUUAAUAAAGUUUACUACCAGUCAAAAGUUUGGAGACACUUUCACAUUUAAUGGCAUGUUAAAGGGUCUCUAAACCUUUGACUGUUGGUGUACUUUCUGCCAUUCUGGCAUAGAUAAAAGGGGUGCUGAAAUAAAAAAAUAAAAAAGACUCACAUCCAAAUCGCGAUUAUUUAUUCCGAUUCUAAAUCGAUUCAUAAUUUUCAUUUUUCAUUAAAAGAAUCCUUUUUUUAAAUAGGCUAUCUCCACGUUUACGUAAACGUCAGCGACCCUAAGGAGGUUUGGUGACCUGUAACCUGUUUUGAAAAGUAUUUUUUUUAACAAAUACUGCUGUAAACCAAAUAUGCAAAUUGUGAAAAUCGGUUUAAAUCGAGAAUCGAUUCUGAAUCGAAUUGUAACCCUAAAAAUCUGAAUUGGAUCGAUAUCGUGAGGUGCCCAAAGAUUCCUCUAUCAAUUGGCCAUGACACAUCGGCAAAAAGUAGCGAUGUUCCAAUCAGAGAUUUAUGCUCCCAAUUCCGAUCAUCCAUGAAUGAAAUUGACCGACACCAAUACAGAUACUGAUAACAUGUA